Messenger RNA from Penaeus vannamei (Pacific white shrimp), 1755 nucleotides. Lineage: Eukaryota; Metazoa; Arthropoda; Malacostraca; Decapoda; Penaeidae. The record is from RefSeq and is a predicted model, not a curated record.
AGGAGAAAGUGUCGGACAGACUCGGCAAUGGGCGCUCCCACAUAGUAGUGGAAUGCUGUUUCUUGCCGUGAAUACAUGAAAGGUUCUUUUUUCUAGGAGGAGGCUUCAGACAGCACACCUGCAUUAGACAAUAUAAGUUUCAUCUGUGCUCCUGUUGAAGAUGGAUUUUUCAGCUGUCCAGUUUGGGGAAGAAAUGCUUGGGUAUGAUGGGAGCAACACCUUCAGCGAAGAGGGCACAGCCUAUGCAGAAAUAUACGGUGGGGAGGGUGGGGAAGGCUUCCCAGCUGGUGGUGAAUUUGCCCAUGACUCCCAAGAAGUAGAAUUCAUGAAUGGUGGAGAUUACCAGGAGAGCCAGACGGUGUUGGUGGAUGGAGGCGACCGCUUUGGAGUGUCAGCUGUCACUGUGGACAGGAAGGAGGAGCUCGUCUGGAUGGGUAACUCUGGGGGACACGUGACCUCCUAUCUCAGCACAGAACUCAUGAAAUAUACAUCUUUUCAAGUUCAUGCCACAGAAGAAAUCCGUGAUUUAAGGUCAACUGAUGCAGGUGUUCUGGCCCUCACACCUACUUCACUAAACCUUUGGACCAGACAAGGAAUCCCAGUUUUUUCCCAUAGAUCACCACAGUUAGAGAACAUGCAGUGCAUGCUUCAACUCGGGGGCAACUUUUCUCAUCGCCUUCUGCUUGGGGGUCAUCAGGGCUCCAUGGUGGAAUAUGACCUCACACGGCAAGAGCAGACUCGAUGUCACCAGGUAGGAGAACAAGGUUGUGUAAUCUUGCGUGAUCAUGCCCGUUUUGUGUGCCAUGGAGACUUAACAGGCAGGAUUGUUCUCCAUGAUCCUCGAACAAUGCGACAGGAGCACUACUUCCAGGCGCACACAGGAAGCUUGUCAGACUUUGAUGUCCUUGGGAACUACAUUGCAACGUGUGGCUUCUCAAACAGAAUGGGACAGAUGAUGGGUGACCAGUUUGUUAUGGUGUUUGACUUGCGGAUGAUGAAGUUGUCCCUGCCUCUGAGGGCACUAGUCCCUCCUUUCCUUCUCCGGUUUGUGCCUGGCCUCUCAUCAUGCCUGGCCGUGGUCUCGCCCCUCGGCCACUGGCAGCUCAUGGAUGCAGGGCAGCCUGACAAUGCCAUCAUGAGCAUGAGCUAUCAGGUCAACUGCUCACCAGAGAGUGUCAUCACAACGUUUGACGUAGCAUCAUCAUCACAGGCCUUAGUGUUUGGGGAUAAUUUGGGGUCGUUGCAUCUCUUCAGCACAGGAAAUAAACCAACUUUCAAUAACUUUUCACAAGAGACUAUAAUGCCAGAUCUACCGGAACAAGUGCAGACGAUGCCCCUAACAGAUUCCACCUCCUCCAUUGCCUCACUUCCUAUGUACUACCCAACCAGCGCAUUAUUAUCAGACUGGCCAGAACAGUAUAUGAGGGCACGGUACAGGCCAACCCCUCCUGUUGAUCCAUCUAUCUUGGCAAGCAUGAAGAUUGUAGGUUCCAUCGGCUAUGCACCUAAUUUGCACAACAGGAAAAGGAACCAGGUGCCUUACAAGUUCAGCAGAAACAAAGGACCAAAAUCAAACUCCAAUGAGAAUUCAACAGGCAAGAAUGAAGACGGCAUAGCGGUGCAUGUCCCCUGGAGAUAUCGCAAAAUGGAGAUAAAAUACAGCAAGUUGGGGAUGGAUGACUUUGACUAUGACCAGUACAAUCGCACAAGUUUUUCGGGACUGGAUAUGUCUCUUCCAAAUUCUUACUGCAAUCC